AUGCAGCAUGCGGGAGACGGGGAGGGCAACAACUGGACUUCAUCGCCCGCAGGGAGGCGACAGGAAAAAGACACAGACGGCAUGAACGCCGCGGAGAAGAGAGAAGGGCUCGCAGAGGGAGGUGCGCCAACGAAGCAGCCCGUGGAUCGGGCGUGCUUGCCUUGCCGACUCAGCCACCUAGCCUGCGACUCGAGCCGGCCGUGUAAGCGGUGCACGAGCUCGGGGAAGGCGGCGCAGUGCGUGGACCCCGAGCGGCGCAGGCGUGGCCGUCCCCGCAAGAACAGAACCCACGAGGAGGGCGAGACAGAGGCCACCGCUGGCCACGGCGCCUUUCAGCCGCAGCCGCAGCCGCAGCCGCAGCCACAACAGCCACACUCGCAUCAUCCUCAGCAACUACCUCACCACCUAUUCCAAUACCCGCCGCAGGCUCAGGCACCACCGCCUCAGCACCGUCCUCCCUAUCCUCAGCCCGGCAUGCCAUACCCCGCCGGCACCUUCCCGCCGUCGCCGCAAUCGUUCCCCUUCCCCUUCCCUCCCUUCCCUCUGAGCGGCGUCGGGCGACCCCAGUCUCCUCCGCCCUUCCCGUCCCCCUUCCCCCAAGGCCCGGAGCCGACCACCAGCGCCCGCACCGACGGCCGAAGCGAGACGACGAAGAAGAAAAAGCAGAAGGAGAAUCCGUCGUUGUUGGCGGCGGCUGAGGGCUCCUCCUCGUCUCCGUCGAACUCUUCGCCCGCGUCGCACGAGCAGCCCAAAGGCGGCACCGGUGCCGACAUCGAGAGCCUCCUGGGCAUCCUCGUGGGCCAGGUGCGGGAUCUCAAGGACAGCCUGAAGGGCGUGCAAAAGGAGCUCAAGGCGGUCAACAAGCGACAGAAGAUGUUCGAAGACCACCACAGGCAGCUCAAGGAACGCGUCGAGCUGCUCAUUCCACUCGUCGCGGCUCGCGCCUCGCAGUCAUCGUCGGAUGGUGGUGGCGGCACCUCCCCACCGUCGUCAUCAUCGGUGUCGUCGCCCGAACAAGCUUCGCUGCCCAAGCUCACUGCCCACCCGCACAUUCCGGCCAUCCCUUUCCCGCUGCCCCGCAGCAUGCCUCGCACGCGGGCCGAGAUUCUCGACUACUUUCCGCUGCUGAAGAGCUACGAGGGCCUCUACUCUCCCGACGCGCCGUUCGUCAUAGACGAGUUCACCAAGCCCAUCGCGAUAGUGCUGUUCGUGAGCCCUCCCGAAGCUCUCGCACACAAAUUCUUGCCUCCGAUUUACAUCUACGUCAACGACGCCUUCUGCGAACUCCUGCGUUAUCCGUUGAGCGAAAUCCUAGCGUGUCCGGUUACCAAGUUCUCGAUGCCGUCGGAGGACAAUCGGGCCAACAUCAUGGCCUCGCUGGCCGAAGCCCGCCCGAAUGGCUUUUCUUCGAUCACCACCUUUUCGCCCUACGCCAUCAAGCGCGACGGAACGGUGAUCAAGCUGCACGGGCGGCAUCAGAUGUUCUUCAACGAAACUGCUCACCCGAAGUGGGGCGUGAUGGUGGUGGACAGCGUGUCCGAGGAGAACGUGUUCGUGGAGGUGCGGAAGGUCGCGCUGCAGACGCUGCUCAACGAAUUCACCGCCUCGCGCCACUCUGCCGGCUUACCGACGGGCUUCCCCGCAUGCAACUUCCCCGGCUUCCCGUUUCCCUUCCCGCACGGCUUUGGCCCGGACUCUGCGUCGGCGCUGAUGCCCGCCUCGCCGCUCCGUCAAUCGCUCUCGAUGUCCGCCGCCUUCUCCGCCGCCGCCGUUGCAGCUGCUGCCGCGGGAAAGAGGAAGCGCGCACCGGACGACGACGGCACCGAGCCCGAGGGCACUGCCUCAGGCGAGAACACGGGCCCCCACAUGCCUGACGGCUACGGCUUUGUCCCGUCGACGCCCCCGGCGCUCUUCCAGAUCCAAGGGCUCUACUCGCCGUCGCCCUCGUUCCUAUCGGGCGCCGAAGGAGCUCAGCACCACCACCAGGGCGCGCACAACGCCGGUGGGCGCCGCACGGAGGACAACGAGCGAGCGGAGCUGCGCGACCUGCUGGCGGGCCUCCUGUCGUCGCCCAUGCCCUCGCCUCCUCCGUCCUCGCUGAGCUUCCCCUCUGGCGCCGGCGGCGAUGGCGACGCGCCGGGCAUCAGCUCGCUCAACUUCUACAACUUUGGCACGAGCAUCAUCACGCCGGUCUCUCCGCCGCCACCUUCCUCGCCCAUGUACAGCGCAGUGCAGGUCCUUCGCGACCGGCGAGACUUCACCUGA
This is a messenger RNA of Acanthamoeba castellanii str. Neff, 2265 nucleotides long. RefSeq names its product fungal Zn(2)-Cys(6) binuclear cluster domain containing protein. Bases 1 to 2265 code for a protein of 754 amino acids. NCBI's taxonomy places the organism in Eukaryota, Discosea, Longamoebia, Acanthamoebidae. Gene Ontology annotation, molecular function: zinc ion binding; DNA-binding transcription factor activity, RNA polymerase II-specific. The transcript has 7 exons. Gene Ontology annotation, biological process: regulation of DNA-templated transcription. The record is from RefSeq and is a predicted model, not a curated record.